Messenger RNA from Rotaria sordida, 291 nucleotides. Lineage: Eukaryota; Metazoa; Rotifera; Eurotatoria; Philodinida; Philodinidae. The record is from the annotation of a GenBank genome assembly.
AUGAUCAAACUUCAACGUUUAAUACCUUCAUUACCAACAACAACAACAACAACAACAAGCUCCUAUAUUUAUCGUUUUGUUGAACAAAUACCACCAAUAUAUUAUAUUCAAUCUCGUCAAACAUAUUAUCAAAUUGAUGAAAAACAUUUAUUUAAUUCAAAUUUAACACUUGCUUAUUCAAUUAAAUCUUUAACGGAAUUAUUUUAUUUAUUUUUAGAACAAGAUCAAUUAAAACAAAUAUAUAAAUCAAUAUUAAUUCCUAUUCUAUUACAAUGGUUAUUUAACAUUUAA